This is a messenger RNA of Effrenium voratum, 489 nucleotides long. The record is from the annotation of a GenBank genome assembly. NCBI's taxonomy places the organism in Eukaryota, Dinophyceae, Suessiales, Symbiodiniaceae.
AUGGACCCCGAUGCCUUCGUGCAUUCGCUCUGCCGGCCGGUCCGCCGCUCGCUCGCUUCGCCCUCCCGGCGAGUUGAACGGAGGUACGAGGGCCUUUGGGGUGCGAUCGUGACCUUCCCCAAGCGCCAGCCCUUCGCCACCAACGUGAUCGUGGCCACAAUCAAGACCUCUGCCGCUGAUCUCAUCGUGCAAAAAGCUGAAGGCAGAGAGAGAAUAGACUGGCAGAGGAAUGGAGCCUUUACGGCCUUCGGGUUUGCCUACCUUGGCAUGAUUCAAUGGUUCAUUUACGUCACGCUGUUUUCUCGCCUUUGCCCCAAUGCGAUUCGCUUCGCAAAUCUUCCAUGGGCGGAGAAGCUGAAGUGCCGUGCGGGGCAGAUUGACCUCGUAAAGCAGACGGCUCUGGACAAUUUUGUCCACUACACCUUUGUCUACUUUCCAGUCUUCUACAUCAUCAAGGAGCUUGCUGCACCAUGCACGCACUGCCUUUGA